Messenger RNA from Peniophora sp. CBMAI 1063, 876 nucleotides. The record is from the annotation of a GenBank genome assembly. Lineage: Eukaryota; Fungi; Basidiomycota; Agaricomycetes; Russulales; Peniophoraceae.
AUGCACGAUGCAAUCAUUUACCCACCAAUGCGGAGAUUCGUGCUAUCACUUUACGGAUACGAAGGCGUCAAGCGGGUCAGGGACUCGCUUUUCGAGUCCAGUUACGACAGUGUCCAGGACGACAUCAGAAACUGCUGUGCACUUUGCGUAUCCCCCGAUGGCUGUCUUGUCGCAUUUGGUCUUAUCUCUGGAGAGAUAAACAUCUGGGACUAUGAUCCGUCCGAGGACGAAUUCCUUCCGAAGACUACGGUAGAAGGCAUCGGGAGCGCAGAGUAUCUUGAGUUCUCACCCAGCUCUAGGUAUCUGAUGGUGGGGUCAGAGAGUGUAGCACAGACGUGGGACUGGCUGGCGGGCAGCCUACUCCACUCGUGCACUCUAUCGGGCGACAUUGCCUGCGCGACGAUCUCCGAUACCCAUUUAGCAGUAGCAGGCACGACAGGUAUUUCCCUGCGAGUUAUCGACUCUCCCGACGCACGCGAGGAGAUUUUGUUCACCGGACAUCACAGUCCCGUCGAGUACAUGCUAUUCUCCCUCGACGGGGCCCGUCUUGUCUCCAGAUCGACCGACGAUACGAUCUGUGUCUGGGAUGUGCACAGCAGAGUCCAGAACUGCCGAGCAGUGAUGUCCAAAGGCUUCGAGCACUUCUACCUCCCUUAUUCAGGAGACGACGUAGGCUCGGCAUGGCUACACGGACCGCACGGCGAACUGCUCCUGCAGAUCCCCCAGCCAUACGCUCCAUACGUCCAACAUCUACCGUGUCGAACGCGUAUUGCCGAGUACCGAGUGACUGUCGAUUGGGAGGGGGCCGUUCACGGGGAAGAGUGGACCAAGUGCUACAUCGGACCGAAGUACAUAACAUCCGGCCCCAUGCCUUGA